AUGGUAAACUUCUGUGUCCACGAACUCAUCUAUGGUCUAAUCAUCAUGACUGGUUCGUUGAACUUCGGUUAUUCAGUUGAAAUAACAUCUCCGCUCGUUCCAUUCUUUAAAACUGAAUGGGGAAUAUCAACAAUGAAUACAACAUGGUUCAAUGCAAUUCUUGCUCUAUUUGCUGUUAUUGGUCCAUUCAUCACAACAUGGAUGCUGAACUUCCUUUCAAGAAGAUUGGUUUUCUGCAUCCUACAAGUUACAACAUCGGUACUAUAUUUAAUCAUGCUUGCUGCAUCAAAAAAGGCAUUUGCCGUAAUGACAGUCAUGCGUGCCCUUCAAGGUCUUGUUAUUGGUGGUGUUACAUCAAUUACUCCGACAAUGCUUGUUGAAGCUGCUCCUGCAGGUCUUACAGGUUUCUUCGGUAACUUGAAUCGGAUUGGUUGUGUUAUUGGUAUUAUCAUUAUGUAUCUCCAAGGUAAUUGGACCGUCAACACAUCAAAGAAUGCAACAAAAUGGUGGUCUCUCGAAAUUACGUGUGCUGAUAUCAAUGGAGUUGGUGCAGCUCUUAUUUGGAUCUGUCCAGAAACAGGAAAGAAAGCUGAAGAAGCUGAUAAUGCUGAUAGCGAACAGAAAAAGGAAUCUGUUUUCCAGAAACAGUAUCUCGGAAAGCUACUUGUUGGUAUUGCAAUGAUGUUCAUUCAACAAUUCAGCGGAGUUAACGCCAUUUUAACAAAUCUCGAUGAAAACUUCAAAGAAGUUGGUGCCCCACUUGAUUCAGGUAUUGCAUCUACAAUUUCAGUUGCCGCUCAGCUUGUUGCUGUCUUUGUUUCUGGUUUUCUUGUCGAUUGGAUGGGUAGACGUCCACUUUUCUGCAUCUCAUGCGUUGGAUGCGGUCUCAUGCUCAUUAUAUUCUCUCUAAACUACAAGUUUGGAUGGGCAAACUGGCUUUCAAUUGUUGUUAUCUUCGUUUACAUGUUCUUCUUCGGUGUUGCUCUUGGCCCAAUUCCAUGGUUUGUCGUUCCAGAACUCUUCCCUGACUCUGUACGUUCAAUGGGUGCUUCAAUGAUUUCAAUGGGCAAUCAACUUUUCUCCUUCAUUGUUAUUUUCAUCUUCCCAUGGAUGAAAGGUGAUACUGAUGCAAAUGGUAAAGUCACAUCUGGAAUUGGUCUUAUGUGGACAUGUAUUGUCUUCGCUAUUGUUUCAAUCCUUGGUGCUGUAUUCGGAUUCUUCUUUAUUACAGAACCAAAUGAAAAGAAGGAUGAAAACCUUGAUUGGGAUGAUAAGAAGGAAAACAACGAAAACAAAGAAACUAAUGAUGUCGCUGUUUAA
Trichomonas vaginalis G3 is the source of this 1320-nucleotide messenger RNA. Its product is annotated as major facilitator superfamily transporter. Gene Ontology annotation, biological process: transmembrane transport. Gene Ontology annotation, molecular function: transmembrane transporter activity. The record is from RefSeq and is a predicted model, not a curated record. NCBI's taxonomy places the organism in Eukaryota, Parabasalia, Trichomonadida, Trichomonadidae. Gene Ontology annotation, cellular component: membrane. Bases 1 to 1320 code for a protein of 439 amino acids. The transcript has a single exon.